UUUUUUUUUCUUCUCCAACCACUUCGCAGCAUUACCACCAUAGACAACUAAUUAACUAAUUAACUAUAUAUACCACCUAUCUAAUUAAUUGGCAUAUAGCAAUAAUAAGAGCAAGAGUAACAUAAAAUGUAUCGACCACCUUCACUUCCUUUGACUGUACCCGUCGCACCCAAACUUGAGCUCAAGAUCAAAUGCAGAGGACUUGCAGAUUUAGAUAUUCUCUCGAAAUCUGACCCCCAAUGUUUUGUUUUUAUGAUGGACCAGAAGACGAGAACAUGGGCAACAGAGCCAAUAGGAAGGACAGAGAUGGUUCUGAACAAGUUGGACUGUGAUUUUGUCCAGAGUAUCAUUAUUGAUUAUCGUUUUGAAUCUAUUCAGCCUAUUCGUUUCACGAUGGUGGACGUUGAUAAUCGCAACAAUCCUUCAUGGAAAGCUCAAGAGCUCAUUGGGCAUUUCGACACAGAAGUUGGAAAGAUUGUUGGAAGCAGAGGUAGAACCCUUGCUGGUCGGCUAGAACACCCACAACACCGCAGCUCUCAUCGCGGAACUAUUAUUGUUUGCGCGGAAGAGCAGUCUCUGUCAAAGCGUGUGAUCAAGUUCAACAUUGAGGCCACAAAGAUUGCCAAAAAGGGCUUUUUCCGUUCAGAGCCUAGUUCAUUCUUUACCAUCCAUCGUGCCUCAGAGAACGGCGUCUUUUCGCCAAUAUAUCAGUCUCCGGUGAUUCGAUCAAAAUACAAUCCAAUCUGGCCAGAGUUCUCUAUUAAGGAGAAUCUACUUUGUAAUGGCGAUCCAAACAGACAACUUAAAAUCGAGGUGAAGAAGUUCAAGGAAAAUGGGCUAGAGCACGUUACAAUCGGUAAUACCCCAGUCUUUACCUUGCAGGAGCUUUUGGGUACUCAAAUGCCAAAGCCUUUCCCAUUAUCGCCUAUGCCUGUCGGUACUGAGUUGUUGAUCAGGAGGAUGGUAGUCACGGAGUCUCCAUCGUUCCUUGAUUAUCUAGCUGGUGGAGUGCCUCUGAAUCUAGUUGUUGCGAUCGAUUUCACUCAAAGUAACGGCGAUCCACGUAACCCAAAAUCGUUGCACUACAGAAGCCCAACUGGUGAAAAUGAUUAUACGCGUGCUAUCCGUAGUGUAGGUAAUAUUCUGCAAUGCUACGAUACGGAUAAGAAAUUCCCUGCUUAUGGCUUUGGUGGGAGAGUGAAUGGCCAAGUGAGCCACUGUUUUGCUCUUAAUGGAAACCCGCAAUAUCCCGAAGUGGACGGAGUAGAAGGGAUUCUUGCCGCAUACUGGCAUGCACUGCAAUAUGCCGAACUAUAUGGCCCUACUAAUUUCUCGCCUGUCAUCAAUCAGACAGCAGCUAUUUGUAACCAGCAUCGAUCAGGCGAUUUGGAAGAGUACUAUGUACUUUUGAUCCUCACUGAUGGAGUCAUCACAGACAUGGACAAUACUAUCCGUGCAAUUAUAGCGGCAUCGCGAUUACCAAUGUCAAUCAUUAUUAUAGGUAUUGGGCCAGCUAACUUCGACAAUAUGAACGUAUUGGAUGCAGAUGAUGAACCACUUCGAGCCAACGGGAUGACUAUGGCACGCGAUAUUGUCCAGUUUGUUCCCUUCCGAGAUUUUCAAGGAGGCGCGUUUGCAGACGAAGCUCUUGCAGAAGCUGUCCUUGCAGAGGUGCCUGAUCAAUUUGUGGACUAUAUGACACAACAUCGUGUGCUGCCUCGUGCGCCCCCACGCGCUGAUACUGUACAGGCAAUGAACAAUGGCGGAGUAGUAUAUAGUAGGCCUGUGUCAACUUUCAACACUGCUCCUAUAAUGGAAGGGUCCUCCAGCCUUAGGUCGCCACAAGUACAGAGCAGUCGCCUGUCAUAUCAGUCAGGAAAACAAUAUUAAGUUCAUAUACAUUGUAAUAAAGUAAUAAUAGUACUGCGUCGCAUGUGGGAC
Messenger RNA from Lobosporangium transversale, 1941 nucleotides. Its product is annotated as Copine-domain-containing protein. Gene Ontology annotation, biological process: cellular response to calcium ion. Gene Ontology annotation, molecular function: calcium-dependent phospholipid binding. Lineage: Eukaryota; Fungi; Mortierellomycota; Mortierellomycetes; Mortierellales; Mortierellaceae. The record is from RefSeq and is a predicted model, not a curated record. Bases 127 to 1890 code for a protein of 587 amino acids. Gene Ontology annotation, cellular component: plasma membrane. The transcript has 6 exons.